Penicillium diatomitis is the source of this 933-nucleotide messenger RNA. RefSeq lists its product as uncharacterized. The coding region runs from base 1 to 933 and encodes 310 amino acids. Gene Ontology annotation, molecular function: transmembrane transporter activity. The transcript has 4 exons. Gene Ontology annotation, biological process: transmembrane transport. The record is from RefSeq and is a predicted model, not a curated record. NCBI's taxonomy places the organism in Eukaryota, Fungi, Ascomycota, Eurotiomycetes, Eurotiales, Aspergillaceae.
AUGUCUCCUGAUUUCUGGGCUGGAUACAUCAGCGGCGCUCUCGGGAUCAUCAUUGGCAAUCCUCUGGAUGUGAUCAAAGUCCGACUUCAAGCUGGCCGAUCAAGAGAGGUACCCGGCCAAUCACAGCUGAGCCGUGUUGAGAGAGCUCGGUCCCUGGUGCGAGGCGCGGCCGCACCAAUUCUUGGCUAUGGCGCUCUCAAUGCUCUGCUGUUCGUUGCGUAUAAUCGCUCCUUGAAGGUAAUGGAUAGCAGUCUAGUAGAUCCUACAAAUCCAGACGGCGUCCCUCUCUACAAAAUCUGGAUAGCUGGCGCCGCAGGCGGUCUUGCCAGUUGGUCCAUUUCCUCUCCCACGGAGUUUAUUAAGUGUAGAGCGCAGCUGGAUUCUCGCCCGGAAGUCUCAUCCUGGACUGUCGCCAAAGACAUCUGUCGUACUCGAGGCUUGCAAGGCCUGUACUAUGGAGGCGCCAUCACCAGUGCGCGAGAUUCCAUCGGUUACGGUUUUUACUUCUGGUCUUACGAACUAUGCAAACGACUCAUGACAGUUGAGAACGAAAGCGCCCAUCAGUCCGCUGUGAAGAUUCUCCUGUGCGGUGGGAUUGCGGGCAUUGUCACCUGGGGGUCUGUCUUUCCCCUGGACAUGAUCAAGACUCGUCUGCAGGCGCAGACGAUGCAAGAAAGGCCACCUCUCUCCGCAAACGCAGAGGGUCAGGUCCUGUUGCGAGCCUGCCGCCCGACGUUGAAUUCCAUGCAGCUCGCCCGUGAAGUCUAUCGGGCCGAGGGCGUGGGUGCCUUUUAUCGGGGCCUCGGGAUCUGCAGCAUUCGAGCCUUUAUUGUCAACGCUGUUCAGUGGGCUGCCUAUGAAUGGCUGAUGAAGGCAUUCAGUGCCGCGAGUGCGCCAGCGCCAGUCACCAAUCAUCUACGUGUCGAAGGAUGA